Messenger RNA from Rhododendron vialii, 1134 nucleotides. Its product is annotated as syntaxin-71-like. The transcript is spliced from 9 exons. The coding region runs from base 128 to 922 and encodes 264 amino acids. Gene Ontology annotation, biological process: vesicle fusion; intracellular protein transport. Gene Ontology annotation, cellular component: membrane; SNARE complex; endomembrane system. Gene Ontology annotation, molecular function: SNAP receptor activity; SNARE binding. The record is from RefSeq and is a predicted model, not a curated record. NCBI's taxonomy places the organism in Eukaryota, Viridiplantae, Streptophyta, Magnoliopsida, Ericales, Ericaceae.
ACUGAACGAUGCCAGAAACAGAGAGAGAAAAUCCUCUCUCCCAUUCACCUCCUCCCUCUCAUCAUCUCUAUUUCCCCAAAUUCUCUCUCUCAUCUCUCCAGAACCAAACACCAAAAGCAACAAAAACAUGAGCGUGAUCGACAUUCUGUUCCGAGUCGACGUCAUCUGCAAGAAAUUUGACAAGUACGACGUCGACAAACAGCGAGAACUCAACGCCGCCUCCGACGAUGCCUUUGCUCGCCUCUACGCCGCCGUUGAAGCCGAAUUCGAAGCCGCUCUCAGCAAAUCGGAAGCGGCGGCAAUGGAGACGAGUAGGGCUGGUGUUGUUGCGAUGAAUGCGGAGAUUCGUCGGGCAAAGGCUCGGAUGAUGGAGGAAGUUCCCAAGUUGCAGAAAUUGGCGCUGAAGAAGGUCAAAGGGCUUUCCAAAGAAGAACUAGCCACUCGUAGUGAUCUGGUUCUUGUGCUGCCAGAGAGGAUUCAAUCCAUCCCUGACGGGACCACAUCUGCGGUUAAGCAAACUGGAGGCUGGGCAUCUUCAGCAUCUCAUAAAAAUAUCAAAUUUGACUCUGAUGGGCACUUUGGUGAUGAUUUUUUUCAACAGUCUGAAGAAUCGAGUCAAUUCAGGGGAGAAUAUGAAAUGCGAAAAAUGAAACAGGACCAAGGCCUAGGCAUUAUAUCGGAAGGUCUGGAUACUCUGAAGAAUCUGGCACUCGAUAUGAAUGAGGAAGUGGAUAGGCAAGUUCCAUUGAUUGACGAAAUUGAUACAAAGGUGGAUAGGGCAACAGAUGAUCUUAAGAGUACUAACGUUAGACUCAAGGAAAAUCUUCAUAGGAUAAGGUCCAGCCGAAAUUUCAUUAUCGACGUCAUUCUGUUGUGUGUUAUUCUGGGGAUUGCAUCCUAUUUAUACAAUAUACUGAAGUAAAAGGAUUGCAAAAGCUUCUCAUUCUGCUCCAUUGUCCGAGUGUUAUCUGGUAUUGUCUCGCUGUGUAAUAACGAAGUGAAAAGGAUUGGAAAAAAGGAAAAAGCAUCUCGCUGUGCUGGAUUGUAAAAGAUAGCAUAAAUUUGACAUAUUUAAAUGAGAUUAUUCGUAUUACCAAAACCGUCAUAAUUGUACGAGGGUAUGACGUGAGACUC